AUCAGAUGCACAGUGCGAUCUGAGUGUUACCAGCUCUCGACAAUGGGCCGCGAAACGAUUAAGAGUUUCAGGGCCUUGCUCCUACUUUUGGUUAUUACGGCCCUUUCGGCUGCGCCAGCUAAAGAAGAAGAAACGACCACACCUUCCAAUGAAGAGGAACAUACUUUAUCAACUGACUUAGUGCCUCCUCCUUAUCCAGAAAAAGAGGAACAUCAAUAUAUGGUUUUUGUUAUCAAUCUUUUUGGACUGAAAAAUGCUAGCGGCGAAACUUCUGAUGAAAUGUUUGAAAAUGAUGUCAUCAAAAACGUGCCAGAAUUAACAGAUCCAUUGGCAACUGUGUUAUUAGUCAUCGAAGUCGAUGACAACGAAGAAGACACUGUGGAUGCAUCGGUGGAUCUCGACAAAUUUGCAGACGAAUUAAGAGACACCGGAGGUUUCAAUGUUGAGAAGAUCAACCAGAGUGGUGAAACAAAAGUUCUCAGAGUGAAACUCGACAAGGAUGAUGCGAAGAGCGUGUUUCCGUCGAAAGAGAAAUUGGACAGAUUACAGAAAAUUCGUAACAAGAGAUCACUGUGCCUUAAGUGUGGCGGAGGCGGGUAUCCUGGCGGCGGAGGCGGAUAUCCCGGAAGUGGUGGAUUCGGAGGUGGCGGCGGAUUCGGUGGUGGAGCUGGUGGCGGAUUCGGAGGUGGCGGUGGAUUCGGCGGUGGAGCAGGAGGUGGCGGAGGAUUCGGGGGUGGAUUAGGAGGUGGCGGACUUGGUGGACUUGGUGGACUUGGCGGACUUGGCGGACUUGGACAGCAUAAAGGAUACAAUAAAGGAGGAUGUGGAGGUGGAGGAUGUGGAGGAGGAGGAUAUCCUGGUGGAGGUCAUUCUCCUGGCUAUGGAGGUCAUCCCGUCGGUGGAUAUCGAAAAAUUAUACCCGUUAUUGUUAUACCGGUUACAGGCGGCGGAUAUCCAUCGGGUGGCGGAUAUCCAUCGGGCGGUGGCGGUUGCAGCACAUGUGGCGGUGGUGGAUACGGUGGAAAUUCAUAUGCCUCAGCUUCAGCGAAAGCAAAUUCCGGUUGGGGAAAAUAAACUCAAUAGAAUGUAACAACGAACACAAUUUAAAUUACGUGCUGUCUGAAAUAUUCGCAAGGAAUAUUAUAACGUGCACGCGCAAUCAUAUUUAAUUUUAAUUCGUUUCUUAUGAUGUAACGUUCGUCAUCUUGAUCGCCGAUUUACGUAACAUGUUCAAAUAAAUGAGAAAAUAGUAAACAGGUUUAACUUUAAUAAAAGCUCAGGAUUCA
Frieseomelitta varia is the source of this 1286-nucleotide messenger RNA. Its product is annotated as glycine-rich RNA-binding protein 3, mitochondrial-like. NCBI's taxonomy places the organism in Eukaryota, Metazoa, Arthropoda, Insecta, Hymenoptera, Apidae. Bases 43 to 1074 code for a protein of 343 amino acids. The record is from RefSeq and is a predicted model, not a curated record. The transcript has 6 exons.